CAAAUGUAAACAUCGAUAAUGUCUUCAUUCUCUGAUCAAAAUUUUGCCAAGAAACUCAGUGACUUGAAUAAUACUCAGCAGAGCAUCCAAACUCUGUCACUCUGGUUGAUACAUCAUCGAAAACAUGCAAAAUCUAUUGUGAACGUGUGGUAUCGGGAGCUGUUGACCGUUCGUGCCAGUCAAAAGCUGACUUUCCUGUAUUUAGCAAAUGAUGUCAUACAAAACAGCAAGAAGAAAGGCCCGGAGUUUCAGAGAGAAUUUGCUGCCAUUUUGGUAGAAGCCUUUGGCACUGCAGCUAAAGAUGCUGACAGUAAAAUGACAAAAUCUUUGGAGAGGUUGCUGAACAUCUGGCAAGAACGAGGCAUUUAUGACAAAGAGCUAAUUAAACAGGCCAGACACAGAUUGACCAAAGGUGGGAAGUACAGAGCUCUUAGGAAUUUCAAACAAGCAAACUCAGGCUCAGAACCUCCGGCCCCUAAAAAGAAGAAGCAGGAGCCCAUACUGUCUUUACUGGAGGAGGUGGAAAAAGAGCCAGGAGUAGGCGUCCCAGAGGCUGAUGUGUUGGUGAAGGCCCUAUCUGAUCUGGACAGUGCUGCCUCUAGUGACGCCGCUGUCAGAGAGAAGAUUGCUGCUCUCCCCCCAGAAGUCUCCGAUAUUUCAAACCUGGACAAGUUGCAGGAUAAAGAAGCUGCAGAAAAGCUAUCCAACUCAGUCGACGCUGCUUGUUGCAUGUUGAUCGAGUACAAUGGAAGAUUGGCUGCAGAGUUAGAAGAUCGAAAACAAGUGGCUAAAUCACUGCGGGCCUUCAUCGCCGAGCAGAAAAAUCACCUGAUCAGUGACGAGAAAAGAUUAGCCGAGUACAGGUUAAAGCUGUCUAAUGUGACGAGUGUGAGACAGGAAUUACAGGCACACAUUCAAAAUCUACCUGACCUCACCCUACUUCCUGACGUGACCGGGGGCCUGGCCCCACUGCCUUCUGCCGGGGACCUCUUCAAUGUAGAUGCACUUCACUGACAAAGGAGAUAAAUGCUGCUGUAAAUAGUGUCACGAGCGGCAGGUUUUGUUGUACAAGAAAAUUGACGAGAAAGGAAGCAUUCUGUUGAUCUCUUCUCAUCCAAGUCCUCUCCUUGUGUGAAAACUCUUUGAGGAAGGGACAGUCAUCAAAGGAAUGAUCUAAACAGUGUGUGAAAAUCAACAUGUUCAAUAGUGGGGCCUUAAGCAGGGCUGCAUCCAAAAUGAUUUUGUAUUUUCUAGAUAAACUGUAAAAUAUUCAUGAGGAAUAUUUCAUGAGGAAUUUAAAAUUGUGAUGCCAACAGGUAAAAUAUUUAGUUCUUUUCAUUGUGAUUUUUACUGCUUUGAUUUUGUGGAAAUAUGUUAAUUGAAGAAUACACUGAGAUCUUAUAGAACACUGUCAGGUCAUGUACUUUUGUUGUCUUUUUUUUUGUCAGAUAAGGCCAUUCCAUAGCAUUAAUGAGUCAAUCAAACAAUUUAUUGAUGGAUUAUUUCAUCCAUCAGUCAGUCAUGUAUUUAUGAUGUUGCAUCCAGGAGAUUGAAUACUCUGUAUCCCACUGCCUUGUAGGAAACAUCCUGAUUUUUUCUUUUCAUCUUAUACACAUUUGUGUAUACAUGUACAUGCCAGAUCAAUCCUAACCACUGCUGUGGAAGACUAUGCAUCCCGCAUAAUGAUGAAGAAUCAUACCUGAUCAUUUUUGUUGCCGAACCAUAUCUCAGUUCAAAGUAAACUACAUGUAAACUGUGAACAUUGAAAAACUCAAAAAUGCCCUCAUGUUAU
Liolophura sinensis is the source of this 1792-nucleotide messenger RNA. Its product is annotated as regulation of nuclear pre-mRNA domain-containing protein 1B-like. The transcript has 9 exons. The record is from RefSeq and is a predicted model, not a curated record. Lineage: Eukaryota; Metazoa; Mollusca; Polyplacophora; Chitonida; Chitonidae. Gene Ontology annotation, molecular function: RNA polymerase II complex binding. The coding region runs from base 19 to 1014 and encodes 331 amino acids. Gene Ontology annotation, biological process: mRNA 3'-end processing.